AUGUCAACCUCGAACCCCAAUGCGAUAUUUCCGAUAGUGGAACUGAACUUUAAGGGGGUGUUUAUUCGAUGUCCUUUAUCUUACACUAACGAUAUGAAUUUCAACUUCACAGAUCAUGAUUUUUCUGGUAUGACACACUUAGAAUGUAUUACUUUUCUCGAACGUUUCAUGCAACUAGAUUGUAAGAAGCUAUACUACUGUGAUCCAGGUGCUCCCCUUUUGAGUGACCUUAUACAUAUCUCGAAUGAAAUGAAAUAUGCAGGUUUCAACUUUGAUGCAUAUGGAACUGAUGGUCAAAUAUCCCUUUAUGUUGAUCAUAUUGGUGAUGGAAUAGAUGAUAUAUUUGAGUCAGAAGGAGGAGAUGAUGACCAUGACUCUUGCAUUAGUGGUGGGGAUGAUGACAUAGGUACCCUUAAGGAUGUGACAGUGGAUUUUAAUGAGGAAAUAGUUACUAUGAAUAGGACAUGUAAUGAUGAAUGA
Messenger RNA from Lactuca virosa, 480 nucleotides. Lineage: Eukaryota; Viridiplantae; Streptophyta; Magnoliopsida; Asterales; Asteraceae. The record is from the annotation of a GenBank genome assembly.